Geodia barretti is the source of this 338-nucleotide messenger RNA. The record is from the annotation of a GenBank genome assembly. NCBI's taxonomy places the organism in Eukaryota, Metazoa, Porifera, Demospongiae, Tetractinellida, Geodiidae.
CACCAUCAUACACUCCCCCAUUCAGGUAUGGUCCCCUCAUUCAUUCAGGUACGGUCCCCUCACUCAUUCAGGUAUGGUCCCCUCACUCAUUCAGGUAUGGUCCCCUCACUCAUUCAGGUAUGGUCCCCUCAUUCAGGUAUGCUAUCUUCAUUCAGGUAUGGUCCCCUCAUUCAGGUAUGGUCCCCUCAUUCAUUCAGGUACGGUCCCCUCACUCAUUCAGGUAUGGUCCCCUCAUUCAGGUAUGCUAUCUUCAUUCAGGUAUGCUACCUUCAUUCAGGCAUGCUAUUUUCAUGCAGGUGUAUGGUCUUGUGGAUGUUAGUUUAGUUUCCACUGCCAAU